Molecule: messenger RNA, 624 nt
Organism: Helobdella robusta
Lineage: Eukaryota; Metazoa; Annelida; Clitellata; Rhynchobdellida; Glossiphoniidae
Exons: 5
Coding region: 1-624 (207 amino acids)
Source: RefSeq, a predicted model, not a curated record
AUGAUGAGGCAGAUGAGGAAGAAGAUGAAGAUGAUGAUCUCGUUUAGCCCGGUAGCCAGUGCAAGAGAGCAAGAUAUGGAGAUAUAUGAGAAAAGAAAGGGGCACGAGCAACUAGACGAGCAGCAGAACAUACAUGGUACAUCAUCGCUAACUCUUGGCGUACGAGCGAUUGUUGUGGUAGCUUCUGCCUACAUUACGUCAAAAAUAUGUGGUGUCGCGCAGUGUGUUUGCGCUUCGUCGUGUGAGGAAUUUGUAGUGGAGGCCUCAAUUCCGGCUUUAAAGCAACCGUCGGGCAUUGCGGCGCACGACGGUAAACGCCCUGACGGGUGUACCUUGAUCCCUUGGAGAGCCGGCAGGUGCUUGGCGUGGGACGUUACCAUUCCGGGCACCUUUGCUGAGCGCUACGUGCAGCUUACUAGCAAAGAAAGCGGUUUGGCUGCAACCAGGGCAUCUGACGAGAAGAUCAAAAAGUACGACGGAGCUCUCCCCUCGAUGGAGUUUUACCGAUUUGUAUCGAGGUCCUCGGCCCCAUGGACCGUAACACCUCCGGGUUUUUCAAUCGAAUUUGCAAAAAUAUCAGUAUUAGGUCAGGCGAUAGAUUUCACAAGUUUUGGAUCACCAUAG